AUGGCGGCUCGUGCCAUAGCCGUACAGCGCCCCACACACAGAUACCGCCAAGCCGAAGCCGUCCACGGCUUGAUGGAUGGUGUGCGUAAGCCGCUGCCGCAGAUUCCAACCUCAACACCAACUGCUGGUGCACAUCUGGUUGUUUUUGAAGCUCAUUUAUUAGUGUUGAAAUCAUAUUCCUCGUGCUCCGAAAUCAAUACGCAUGGCCAAUAUGCCAAUGUAGAAAAGUGCAACGGAAUGCAACCCACUCCAUCACCCUUUGCAGGACGGCAUAAUCAAUCCUCUUGCAAGGUUGAGGUACACACGUGGGCAGUGCAGGAGUAA
Cylicocyclus nassatus is the source of this 324-nucleotide messenger RNA. Lineage: Eukaryota; Metazoa; Nematoda; Chromadorea; Rhabditida; Strongylidae. The record is from the annotation of a GenBank genome assembly.